UGAUGUUUUGAUCACGUGACCACAACAGGUCAUAUUUAAUGGCGGCCGCCGUUGCUCGCUGCUCUUUGGGGCUCCCCAGCAGGAAAGGAGUGGAUUGUUUCCUGCGAAGAGUUUCAUCUCUCGGAAGGUGGAGUCGCUCCAAAGAUCUUCUGUGUGAGCAACAUCGUAGCUUUUUCUGGCGGAAAUGGAAAAGUUCUCACAACGUGGUUCGGCCGGCUACUGUUCGGCCAGCCUACGGAGUACCUAAGCACAUCGUGCAGCCCGACUACGUCAGCACUGGGCUGGUCCCAGAAUGGCCAGACUACAUCGAGAUCAAGAACCAAGAGCAGAUCGAAGGCCUUGCUAGAGCAUGUCAACUUGCCAGACACGUACUGCUACUUGCUGGAGGCAGUCUGAAAGUUGGCAUGACAACAGAUGAAAUAGACUUUAUUGUGCACCAGGAGACAAUCAGGCACAAUGCUUACCCCUCCCCUCUUGGAUAUGGAGGUUUUCCUAAGUCAGUCUGUACAUCUGUCAACAAUGUGGUGUGUCAUGGCAUACCUGACAGCCGCAAACUUGAAGAUGGUGACAUUAUCAACAUCGACGUCACAGUGUAUUCGGAUGGUUACCAUGGUGACACCUCAGAAACCUUCUUGAUUGGUCAGGUGGAUGAGGUCGGACAGCGGCUGGUAGAGACGGCGAGGCGUUGCAGAGAUGAAGCCAUUGCCGUAUGCAAACCAGGAACACAGCUUUGUGUUAUAGGAAAUACUAUCAGUGAAAUAGCCCAGUCCAACGGCUUUCAGGUUUGUCCGUAUUUCAUUGGACAUGGAAUAGGCUCGUAUUUUCAUUGCCAUCCCGAGAUUUGGCACCAUGCUAAUGAUAAUGACAUAACCAUGGAUGAAGGGAUGUCUUUCACAAUAGAGCCUAUAGUGAUGGAGGGGUCUCCAGAGUUCAGAAUCCUUAAGGACAAAUGGACCGCGGUGUCGGUCGACGAUAAAAGGUCAGCUCAGUUUGAACACACGGUGCUCAUCACAUCUGACGGAGUGAAGAUUCUCACCAAACUACCAGAAGAAAACAAUCUGUGACAGAAAUGGACUGCUACCUGGAAUGCCACAUCAAUUGUGGAUCUAAGCUACUUUUUGUGAUUAAAAAAGAAAAGCAGUAGUGCUACCAGCUCUUAACGUAGAAUGGCAAAGACCAAGAUUUUUGAUCAUUAAGCAACACUGACUUGUUCUGUAUGUUAUGCUGGAGCUCGAGACUAAAGCUGAACUAAUUAUGUGGUUGAGGUAUUUCAUUCUUACAAAUUACGUUUUUCUUAAUCUAAAUGCCAGUUUUCCUCACAUGAACCUAUAGUGUAACUUCAACUUUAUGUUGCAUUAAAAAAAUAAAACAAUGUUA
Messenger RNA from Gambusia affinis (western mosquitofish), 1377 nucleotides. RefSeq names its product methionyl aminopeptidase type 1D (mitochondrial) (gene metap1d). The transcript is spliced from 10 exons. Gene Ontology annotation, molecular function: metalloaminopeptidase activity. Lineage: Eukaryota; Metazoa; Chordata; Actinopteri; Cyprinodontiformes; Poeciliidae. The record is from RefSeq and is a predicted model, not a curated record. The coding region runs from base 39 to 1064 and encodes 341 amino acids. Gene Ontology annotation, biological process: proteolysis.